Molecule: messenger RNA, 1503 nt
Organism: Lathyrus oleraceus (garden pea)
Lineage: Eukaryota; Viridiplantae; Streptophyta; Magnoliopsida; Fabales; Fabaceae
Exons: 1
Coding region: 1-1503 (500 amino acids)
Source: RefSeq, a predicted model, not a curated record
AUGGUUGAGGGAUGUUUUGGGAAGUACCGAGUUUUUAACGUCAAUUUAAUAAGAAGAUCCUUGGUUGAAAUCCAUGCAAUUUUUUGUGAAUUGAGCUAUUAUAAGCAUGACUAUGCUUCUUGCCAAGUUUGUUCCAGAGAUCCUCGAGGAUGUGCUAUUGUGAAAAGAGACUUCAAAGAGAUGUUAGAUCAAAAUCUUAUUCAAGUUACGAGGGAUAAAAAUGAAGAUGAGCAUGAGGUGAAUGUCAUAGUUCCCUGUUUUAAUAUCCCAAAACUGGUUGUGAUUGCAUAUGAUGGUCAGAAGACUACUGUUUCUCCGUUGAUUAUCCAUUUGGCGGGCCUUACAUCUUACGAGUCUGAUAAAGUUGUGCCUUACAAGUAUAAUGCUACUAUGGUGGAAGACGACAAGGAAAUACCUAUUCCCGCUCUUCUGUCUAUUGUGAACAUCACCGAUGUAAGUGGUGUGACCCGAAGUGGUCAGACAUUUGCUGUCGUAGCUCCUAAGAGGACUGAAGAUGUGGUGAUAGAGAAAUCAAAUUUAGAGAAAACUCAUAUUGUACAAGUCGGCCAACCCAAUAUUAUGAAUCAGAAUGCUAAUCAAUAUGAAGUGUUGAAAUUGAUCAAGAAGAGUGAUUUCAAUGUGGUGGACCAGUUGUUGCAUACUCCGUCCAAGAUAUCCGUGUUAUCCCUACUGAUGAGUUCGGAAGCACACCGAGAAGCUUUGCAGAAGGUCCUAGAGCAGGCCUAUAUGGACCAUGACGUGACAAUUGAUCAAUUCGAUGGCAUUAUGGCCAAUAUUACCGCGUGUAACAAUUUGAGCUUCAGUGAUGAAGAACUUCUCGAGCAGAGGAGAAAUCACAAUUUGGCCCUGCAUAUCUCUAUGAACUGUCAAGAAGAUACUUUGUCCAAUAUGCUAGUGAAUACUGAAUCCUCUUUGAAUGUUUUGCCCAAGUCUACACUGUCCAAACUUUCUUACCAAGGUGCUCCAAUGAGAUUCAGUGGAGUUGUUGUGAAGGCCUUCGAUGGCUCGAAGAAGACUGUAAUUGUAGCGGUUGAUCUCCCGAUAAAGAUAGGUUCGUGCCUAUUUCAGAUCACUUUUCAAGUAAUGGAUAUUCAUCCCACCUACAUUUGUCUCUUAGGAGGUCCGUGGAUUCAUGAGGAUGAGGCAGUUACAUCAACUCUGCACCAGAAGCUGAAGUUUGUGAAGAAUGGGAAGUUAGUGAUCGUAGGUGGCGAGCAGGCCUUGUCAGUGAGUCAUCUCUCCUCGUUUUCCUACAUUGAUGCUGACGAAGCUGAAGGAAUGUUAUUUCAAGCCCUUUCUAUUGAUAAUGUUGUUAUUAAGAAGAGAGGUGAAUCCAUGUCAUCUUUGAAAGAUGCCCAAUUUGUGAUAGAAAAUGGUCAAUCUGCUAAGUGGGGACAAAUUGUUGAGCUUGUUGAAAACAAGAAUAGAGUUGGUAUGGGUUUCUCUCCUGGUGCAACCCAAAGAGAUCUAAAGAGAAUUUAG